AUGCCUACCAUUGGCUACGGUGAUAUUGCUCCAGUUACUCCUUUCACCAAACUCUUUGCUUGUAUCUUUGUGCUUGUGGGUUUUGGUUUCAUCGACAUUUUGCUUAGUGGGGUCGUCAAUUACGUACUUGACUUGCAGGAGAACUUGAUAUUAACCGGCAGGCAACGACAAUUAGCUAGCCACGUCGACCAGGGGCGUGGCGGAUUUAUGGAUUGCAUAGUCGAUGUAGCCAAGGGGAGAAUGAGAAUCAGAUUGAAAGUGGGUUUGGCUCUGGGUGCUGUGCUUUUGUGCAUCGGAUUGGGGCCACUCGUGUUGUAUUUCCAGGAGAAUUUGGAUUGGAUCGAUUCAGUUUACUUGUCGGUAAUGUCUGUUACAACUGUUGGAUAUGGCGACAAGGCUUUCAAGACUCUACCUGGAAGGUUGUUUGCUUCAAUUUGGCUUUUAUUUUCCACACUUGCGGUGGCACGGGCUUUCUUGUAUUUGGCAGAGGCAAGGAUUGACAAAAGGCACAGGAGAAUUGCCAACUGGGUAUUGCAGCGUGAAAUCACCAUUGAAGAUCUGCUUGCCGAUAACCUUAACAACAAUGGUUUCCUUAGGUCUGGUUUUAAGGCGUUGGUUUUUGAUGAGCCUACAGAAAGAUAUUCCUUUCACCUCUUAAUCAGACUUCUCAUUCUUCUCUGUGUCCCCAAAAAUCAUAUGUUGUAUACUAGUUAUUUUCCUUUAACCUCUUAAUCAGACUUCUCAUGCUUCUCUGUGUCCCCAAAAUCAUAUGUUGUGAACUAGUUAUUUUCCAAUCUGUAACUCUGGAAUGAUUAAAAAAAAAAGGUUCAUAGACACCUCAAAGUCCUCAUUCAAAAGGGUUGGUCUGCGAGAGUUGAAAGAUAUAGGAGAUUUCUACUCCCUCAUGUGUUACUCCAUGAUCCAAAAGUUUCUCUAUUUAGGUGUAAACAUGUAUUGUCUGGCACUAUUCGCCGGUUCUUUUGAAGACUCAGAAAGUGACAGUAGAUAAUAGCUUUUUGCAUGCUUUUGUUCGAGCUCAUAAUCAUAACCUGUCCAAAUCAAAUGAAUCGCCUUUUUCUGUUUGAAUAAUGAAUCUUUUGCGGUUUCAAUGUGUAUAACCUAAGUUGCGCGGACUCUUCACUUUCGAUGUCGCACCCGUGUCGGAAGAAUCCGACACGCACCGGUUGACAUUUUUGAAGAGUCCGAGGAACAUAGUGUAUAACGAUGAAAUCUCUCCUUUUAGGGCUAAUACAGAAGACUGGCUGUCUUAUUUCUCUUCACUGUUGUUUUUCUUAUUAUGUUUAUUAUCCGCCCCUGUUCUUAAGUGUAUAUAUAUGUCUUGGCCCUUGAUUGGGUACACUCAAGUUACCAGGACAAGAAUAGUGAACCUGUAAGAAGUUUAUUAGCUUACAUUCUUAAAUGAGCUUAUCAUUGACAUAGUCCCCAGCCAUAAGUGGAAAAGAAAUGGGAGAGAAAAGAGUUCAAGAAAAGGGAGAAAAAGUGAUAGAGAAGACUCUCUGCCAAAAAACAAUAUCACUAAACAGAAGUCUUGUAAGGUAAAAUAGCAUGCAGAAUCGAUUACUAAAAGAUGUGGCAAGAAAAGCUAAAGUAGAAAUCUAUAAAUACAUAAACUAGCAAAACCCUCAGAGUUCAAAUUUCUCAAAACUGCAAAAUACAAAUACCAAUAUCUGUACAAUGAUAAUAGCACUUGGCAUGAGUUUGAAAGCGAGGAGGAACCUUCUAAAAGCAGAAAGAAGAAUGAGUAGUAUCAUCUAGUAUAGUGGGAAAGGGAGUAGAGUAAAGUAAGGGAAAAUUAGUAGUGGCUUUAGAGCUAUGAUGUAUUUUAGGAAAUUAGUCAUAGCAUAAAAAGAAAAGAUGAUAUUGCAACUGCUAAUGUGAUAAUUUAUUGAU
Lycium ferocissimum is the source of this 1911-nucleotide messenger RNA. Its product is annotated as two-pore potassium channel 5-like. The record is from RefSeq and is a predicted model, not a curated record. Bases 1 to 732 code for a protein of 243 amino acids. Gene Ontology annotation, biological process: potassium ion transmembrane transport; stabilization of membrane potential. Gene Ontology annotation, cellular component: plant-type vacuole membrane. Gene Ontology annotation, molecular function: potassium ion leak channel activity. NCBI's taxonomy places the organism in Eukaryota, Viridiplantae, Streptophyta, Magnoliopsida, Solanales, Solanaceae. The transcript has 2 exons.